CCGUCAAACAUGAUAUACAGUAAAAUAAUGAGAAGAAAAAUUGGUAUACCCUAAACUUAGUAUACAGUUUUAGCUACCAUGUGUAGGGAAUGGUCGAGAACCAGUGUGCCCAUCCUGGUCAAGAACCUCCAUGUCUACUGAUCCUUCUCGGCUGGCGUGUUCGGGAUCCCUGCCUUCUGACUGUAACUUCACUUUGACUAUGACAUUAGCAAGCAACCUCCCUCCUCCGCCCUCCGACACACACACACACCCUCUUACUUCUGCUUUCUGGCUUGUCUUGCUUGCUGACACUUUGAGGAAAAGCCACUUCCCUAGUUACAGACACCACUUAACAGCAGGAAACCUCCACUUGCUCUCCUCUGCCUCCUCUUCCUUGUGACCAUCCCCACUUUCAAGCCUGCCAGUUUGGACUUUUUUCCACCCUCCAUGCUGCCUGGUGCCUGGGAGCCCAGGCCUUCUGUGACUCCAGGACAAGAAGGUACUUCUCCACAUACCUCCCAGAACGCUAAAGGGGUGCAGACAUGGCCGGCAAUGCUGCGGACAGCGCCAACCACCUGACCUACUUUUUUGGCAACAUCACCCGGGAAGAGGCCGAAGACUACCUGGUCCAGGGAGGCAUGACCGAUGGGCUCUACCUGUUACGCCAGAGCCGCAAUUACCUGGGCGGUUUUGCUUUGUCAGUGGCUCACAACAGGAAAGCACACCACUACACCAUCGAGAGGGAACUUAAUGGCACCUACGCCAUCUCCGGGGGCAGGGCCCAUGCCAGCCCGGCAGACCUCUGUCAUUACCAUUCCCAGGAACCUGAUGGCCUUGUUUGCCUACUCAAGAAGCCCUUCAACCGGCCCCCAGGGGUACAGCCCAAGACCGGACCCUUUGAGGACCUGAAGGAGAACCUCAUCAGGGAAUAUGUGAAACAGACCUGGAACCUUCAGGGCCAGGCUCUGGAACAAGCUAUUAUCAGCCAGAAGCCCCAACUGGAGAAACUGAUCGCCACCACGGCCCAUGAGAAGAUGCCCUGGUUCCAUGGCAACAUCUCCAGAGACGAAUCUGAGCAGACGGUCCUCAUAGGGUCAAAGAUCAACGGAAAAUUUCUGAUCAGGGCCAGAGACAACAGCGGCUCCUAUGCGCUGUGCUUGCUGCAUGAAGGGAAGGUGUUGCACUAUCGAAUUGACAGGGACAAGACUGGGAAGCUCUCCAUCCCUGAGGGGAAGAAGUUUGACACCCUCUGGCAGCUAGUGGAACAUUACUCUUACAAGCCAGAUGGGCUAUUAAGAGUCCUCACGGUACCAUGUCAAAAGAUUGGCGCGCAGCUGGGUCACCCAGGAAGUCCAAAUUCCCAUCCUGUGACUUGGUCACCGGGUGGAAUAAUCUCAAGAAUCAAAUCCUACUCCUUCCCUAAGCCCGGCCACAAAAAGCCUGCCCCACCCCAAGGGAGCCGUCCGGAGAGCACCGCGUCCUUCAACCCUUAUGAGCCAGCCGGAGGCCCCUGGGGCCCAGACCGAGGCCUUCAAAGAGAAGCUCUGCCCAUGGACACAGAGGUGUAUGAGAGUCCUUAUGCUGACCCUGAAGAGAUCCGGCCCAAAGAGGUCUACCUGGACAGGAACCUGCUGACCCUGGAGGACAAUGAACUGGGCUCUGGUAACUUCGGGACUGUGAAAAAGGGAUACUACCAAAUGAAAAAAGUUGUAAAAACAGUGGCUGUGAAAAUCCUCAAGAAUGAGGCUAACGACCCGGCUCUGAAGGACGAGCUGCUGGCGGAGGCGAACGUCAUGCAGCAGCUGGACAACCCGUACAUUGUGCGCAUGAUCGGAAUCUGCGAGGCGGAGUCAUGGAUGCUGGUGAUGGAGAUGGCAGAGCUGGGGCCCCUCAACAAGUACCUGCAGCAGAACAGGCACAUCAAGGAUAAGAACAUCAUAGAGCUGGUUCACCAGGUUUCCAUGGGGAUGAAGUACUUGGAAGAGUGCAAUUUUGUGCACAGAGAUCUGGCUGCGAGGAAUGUGCUCCUGGUCACGCAGCACUAUGCCAAGAUCAGCGAUUUCGGUCUCUCAAAAGCCCUUCGUGCUGAUGAAAACUACUACAAGGCCCAGACCCACGGGAAGUGGCCCGUGAAGUGGUACGCCCCUGAAUGUAUCAACUACUACAAGUUCUCCAGUAAGAGUGACGUCUGGAGUUUUGGAGUCCUGAUGUGGGAAGCAUUCUCCUAUGGGCAGAAGCCAUACAGGGGGAUGAAAGGGAGCGAAGUGACCGCCAUGCUGGAGAAAGGAGAGCGGAUGGGAUGCCCUGCCGGAUGCCCGAGAGAAAUGUACGACCUGAUGAACCUGUGCUGGACUUACGAUGUAGAGAACAGGCCAGGAUUCAAAGCCGUGGAACUGCGGCUUCGCAAUUACUACUACGACGUGGUUAACUAAGAGCUUGGGUGCCUGUCUGGGCACACCUUGGAUUCUCAAGCGAUCACAGGAAAUUCAUCUGGAUGAAUGGCUCUCAGAGUUUCAUCUCCCUCUGCCCAGAGUGAGAGCUAACCAAGCAAAGCUGGGACUCACCCUCACAAUUGUUCUGGUCUCAAAAGACAGAUAGGCAGCAAGACCUCAGGGUCUGUGGAUUCAUCUAUCUGGUCUUUGUUGCCAUCCAUGUGGUCUUCGUUAGGGGUCACGUUCGGUAACCAUUUCCAAAUUCUCUUCACGUCAUUCCGUUCCUCUGAGUCCAGGAUUUCAGUGUCCCCUGGAGAUCAGAAAAGAAAAGUGCUAUGCCACUUCAGCAAAGGACAUAAGGAGAAACCUCACCGGUGGUGUUGGCGAGCCAGAAGGCAGUUAAGGAAAAUGACAAGCCUGGACACUGGUUUCGUUCUCAGCCUGAGACAAAAAUACCAUGUGGAUGAGACGCUAAGAUAUGCUAGCUCCACUUACACGCCCCUGGAGUCCACCUCCCUGUAGAAUGACUUGAAGUCUGCUGUUGUGUGCUUGCAGGAGGAGGCGUGAAUAACAUUCUGCAUGGAGGCUGCCGGGGAAGGUGGGCUCCCAUGAUCCUCUGCGACUGAGCGCUGUGUGUCAGGCAUGGGUCAGCCCUCCCUCCCCUCUGCAGACGGACUGCAUCCAGGACUCCUUGUUGCUGCCACAAGCUACCUGAACAGCAGCUUAAAGGAGGAACAGCUUGUGUGGGGCUCACAGUUGGAGGGCAGAGGCCAUCAUGGUGGAAAAGACGACAGGCAGGAAAGGCUCGAAGGCAUGAACAGGAAGCUGGAAGGUCACGUGGCGUCCACACUCAGGAAGCAAAGAAUAAGCAGGAAGUGGGGCCAGGCUCUAAGGUCCCAAAGGCCACCCCCGGUGACCCACGUCUUUCAGCAAGGCCCCAUCUCACAAAGGUUUCACAGGCCUCUCAGACAGUGAAUGCCAACGGCUGGCAACCAAGUGUUCAGAUACACGAGGGUCAGUGCCAGGCCUUCAGUGCCUUCCUGAAUCUCACAGUGUGAUAUCCUGACAGAGCAGGUGAGCCAUCUCAGGUCUAUCCUCCUCUUACGAGCCUCUGAUACCAUCUCAUAGCCCCCGCCCCCCAAGGACCCGGUCCUCAUAUUAAUUCCUUGGGGACCCCCAAGGCCCCAUCUCCAAGCACCUAGGUUCUAAGUCUUCAACACAUGAACCCUGAGGGGGCACAUUCAUACUAGGGCAGAUGGCAGCCUGUUGACCAAGACCACCUCAAGAUGAGUUUCUGAAUGGAAUUUUAAUUCACCAUGAAACCAGAGACGUGACCUUCCCCACAAAUAAGCCUUGUUAAGUGCGACUUUGAGCUGAGGAUCCCCCUCUAUCCUCCUAGCCUUGGCUGACGACUGACCAUACACCAAGUGUCACCCGUUCACGGUACUUUUGCCGAGAACCUAAAAGUUACACCGGCUUCAUAGCCUUCCAUCUAGGUCUAGGGACAUGUACAAAUGGGAGUGUCUCAUCUUUACCUAUUAGACACUGUGACAUACACAGCCAAGGAUGGUACAGAAGGCCCAGCUGGCGUUGGGUUUGAUGAACAGAGGCAGUGAAACAGGUGCCUCUCUUUAGACCAGUGGUUCUCAUCCUUCCUAAUGCCGAGACCCUUCAAUACAGUUCCUCAUGUUUUGGCAACCCCCAACCAUGAAGGUAUUUUGUUGUUACUUCAUAACUGUAAUUUUGCUACUAUUAUGAAUUGUAGUGUAAAUAUCUGAUAUGCAGGAUAUCAGAUAUGUAAAUAUCUGGUAUGCAGGAUAUGUGAUAUGCAUCACCAAGGAGGGUACACCCCUCAGGUUGGGAACCACUGCCUUUGACAUGGAGCCACUACGCUUAGAGCGUGGCUAGGAAGUAUUUAGAAGCUAUCAGUGUGUCUUGGAAUUGUGCUAGUAGGUCAGUCGACCUGUUGAGGGAGGGGGGAAUCCCUGUAUGUUGAAUUCGCUGAGCAGACCUGCAGAACACAGCCUUGGUGAGGAAGUCCCCUGGAUCGGGCCACUUGUAGAUUUAGUCAGGAGAGGAAGAGCCACUGUAUUGGUUAUGGAGACAGGACUGUCUGCUCUGAGCAAGAAGUUCUCUGCUGAGCUCCUAGCCUACCUUUUCCCCGUCCCCAGGGUAGGGCUAUAGAAAGGCCACCUUGCAUGUGUGAGAACCCUGUGGAGGCCUCUCCAGCAGGGCCUCUCCUUCCCAGGGCCUGGGACGGACCACUAUUUGGAUAUGACUGAGCAGAGAGCGUGUGUGAGAACCCUGUGGAGGCUUCCAUCUUUUUCCUGGCCUCUCCUUCCCAGGGGCUUGGGACGGACCACUAUUUGGAUAUGACUGAGCAGAGAGCAUGUGUGAGAAUCCUGUGGAGGUCUCCAUCUUUUUCCUGGCCUCUCCUCCCAGGGCUUGGGAUGGACCACUGAUGGAUAUGACUGAGCAGAGAGCAUGUGUGAGAACCCUGUGGAGGCCUCUCCAGCAGGGCCUCUCCUUCCCAGGGCUUGGGAUGGACCACUGAUGGAUAUGACUGAGCAGAGAGCAUGUGUGAGAACCGUGUGGAGGCCUCUCCAGCAGGGCCUCUCCUUCCCAGGGCCUGGGACGGACCACUAUUUGGAUAUGACUGAGCAGAAUGGAGGCUCCGGCUUCGCCUCCCUUCAGAAAGCUGAAACCAGUUCCUAUGUGUAGAAGUCAUUGUCCAGGGCUCUCAUCUGGUGAAAACUGUGUCUUGCUGUCUCCCCUGGGACCACUCAGGCAGGCAGAUGGAGACUAUGGAUGCACGCCAGAUUUGCAAGGUCAGAAACUAGCCAAGGUCUUUCUUAGGCAUCUGUCCUUAACUAGGUCUCUUCACAAGUUGCCUCCAAUGCUCCGGGCCCCUUCUGCCUGAUGGCUGAGCUCACUGUGUGCCUUUCCCUAUGACCCUUUGGCAGCAGAGUACACGGAGCACCCAAGCUGCCUCGCCACAUCCCACUGACUACUGCAAACACCACAUACCUCAGGCAGAACCGAAUGUCUCUCCAGUAAACACCCAAGCCAGCCAUUCAUAAAAACCUGUCUCUGUGUGCACUGGAACAAGUCGUCCCUGUACCCAGACCUGCUUUGUGUGCCAGACAGUGACUCCUUGGGAUGAUGCCUGUGAUUGCAUUGUUCCCUGCCGAGGGAAGCCCUGGGUUGUCCGUCUCAGGGAGUACUCCCACCCAGAGCCACACACCGCUGUGUGUUUCCCUGUUAUUUGAGAAAUUAUUUUUAAUAAAGAUCUACUAUUAGUCUUGUGA
Molecule: messenger RNA, 5719 nt
Organism: Mastomys coucha (southern multimammate mouse)
Lineage: Eukaryota; Metazoa; Chordata; Mammalia; Rodentia; Muridae
Gene: Syk
Product: spleen associated tyrosine kinase
Exons: 14
Coding region: 522-2411 (629 amino acids)
Biological process (GO): positive regulation of B cell differentiation; positive regulation of cell adhesion mediated by integrin; intracellular signal transduction
Cellular component (GO): cytoplasm; extrinsic component of cytoplasmic side of plasma membrane
Molecular function (GO): signaling receptor binding; non-membrane spanning protein tyrosine kinase activity; ATP binding
Source: RefSeq, a predicted model, not a curated record